AUGAACACCCCAGAAGUCGAUUUCAAAAACCAGACAAUUGCUAGAAUAUUCAAUACCUUGGUAUUUCAAAAGCAGCAGCUAGCGGGAAGUGACAGCAACACCAGCAAAAACAAAAAGAGUAACAGUAACGUCAGGAUCACCAAGAACACCGUCCACUUAGUCAAUGAGUAUCUCAAGAUCUUUGCCACUGAAGCAAUCCUUCGAUCAAAGGAACAAAAGGACCAAAAGGACCAAGAGGAAGGCCAGUUUGAAGAUGUCGAACAAAUAUUAGACGUGCAAGACUUGGAAGCGGUGGCUGGUUUAUUGGUAUUGGAUUUUUGA
Molecule: messenger RNA, 321 nt
Organism: Saccharomycopsis crataegensis
Lineage: Eukaryota; Fungi; Ascomycota; Saccharomycetes; Ascoideales; Saccharomycopsidaceae
Gene: MHF2
Product: Mhf2p
Exons: 1
Coding region: 1-321 (106 amino acids)
Biological process (GO): resolution of meiotic recombination intermediates; DNA repair; replication fork processing
Cellular component (GO): FANCM-MHF complex
Molecular function (GO): protein heterodimerization activity
Source: RefSeq, a predicted model, not a curated record